Anopheles marshallii is the source of this 668-nucleotide messenger RNA. RefSeq names its product ER lumen protein-retaining receptor. Gene Ontology annotation, cellular component: membrane; endoplasmic reticulum; cis-Golgi network. The record is from RefSeq and is a predicted model, not a curated record. Gene Ontology annotation, molecular function: ER lumen protein retrieval receptor activity. Gene Ontology annotation, biological process: protein retention in ER lumen; endoplasmic reticulum to Golgi vesicle-mediated transport. Bases 30 to 668 code for a protein of 212 amino acids. The transcript has a single exon. NCBI's taxonomy places the organism in Eukaryota, Metazoa, Arthropoda, Insecta, Diptera, Culicidae.
GUAACAAAGAAGUGGAGUAAUUUGCGAAAAUGAAUAUUUUCAGACUGGCCGGUGAUUUGUCGCAUUUGCUUGCGAUCAUUUUACUGCUGAUAAAAAUUUGGAAAACCAGAUCAUGCGCUGGAAUAUCGGGCAAAUCGCAAAUUCUUUUCGCCAUUGUCUACAUUAGCCGCUACCUGGACCUGGUGACAACGUUCAUCAGCGUUUACAACACCUUCAUGAAGCUGGUCUUCAUCAGUACAUCCGUGGCAACGAUUUAUUUGAUGUACGUCAAGUUUAAAGCUACCUACGACCACAAUCACGACUCCUUCCGCAUCGAGUUCCUGCUGGUACCGUGCUUUCUGCUGGCCCUAUUGAUCAAUAAUGCCUUCACACCGUUGGAGAUCCUGUGGACAUUCUCCAUCUAUCUGGAAGCGGUGGCCAUUCUGCCGCAGCUGUUCCUGGUCAGCAAAACAGGCGAGGCGGAAAGUAUCACUAGCCACUAUUUGUUUGCCCUCGGUUCUUAUCGUGCACUGUACCUGCUGAACUGGAUCUACCGAUAUUAUGCGGAGGGCCACUACGACUUGAUUGCCAUCUUUGCCGGCGCUAUCCAGACGAUUCUGUACUGCGACUUCUUCUAUCUCUACAUUACGAAGGUUCUUAAAGGCAAAAAGCUACAGCUACCGGCGUAA